GUUUUAUGACAGUGACGUACAAGUCAUGUAGUUCUUUUGAAUUCGAAUAUUGUUGAUUUUGAGCGUUUUUCAGUGUUUCUUUCUCUAUUCUUCGGAAUUUAAACUUUGCAUUGCUAGUCACCGCAAAUUUUAAAUUAGUGGUAUAUUCAAAAAAAGUGCAAAAACACAAAAACACACCUUACCGGUUGUUUUGGAGGGAAAAAGUAUGUAUAGACACGCAAAAAGAAUCACGAAUAGAAAAGAUAAGAAAACUAAUAACAAGAAAAGAGCUAUAAACCCGCCAAAUAUCACAUCAAAACGCCUAACGGUAAGUUAAUAUUGCAAUUUAUCAUUUUUGUUGUUAAUUUCCUAUAAUCUUAGGUACCCCCAGGAUUUUUAUCACAAGGAAUUGUAUCCGACUCUGCAAGUAGAAAUAUGGCUUCAAACGACUUUGAUCGUGACAAAGAGAAUAAAUGUAUUUUGAAAGAGGAUUUGCAUGGUAUCUUCAACCAAUUUAAAUCAGGCUGUAAUGUGCAAAAUCAAAGACGUUCUGCUAGAAUUCAAAAGAAAAAUUUGGAACAAGGCAUCGACACUGCUAUAAGUGCUGCAGAUUAUUGCAGCAAAAUUUUAGAUAGUUCUCCUCAAUCUUCAAAUAGCUAUUCUAAGGUGCAAGAAAAUUUACCGAAAGGCAAAUCAAAAAGCAUAUUCAAAGAAAUAAACAGAAAGUACGCUGGACUUGAGAUUGCAAAUAAUCUACAAUCCAGCAAUUUAGAAUACAGGUCUAAAAAGUUUACGAUCGGCGAAGAUAAAAGUGAAUUUUGCAAUUUGUUACAAGAGGAUCUGUCGGUGCAUAUUAGAGAAGACAAUCUCAGACUUUGUAAAAGAGCUAUUAACAAAAAGAUGGGAGAAAUAAAUGAUGUAUUACUUGGACUGAAGACACCUGCUGAACCCACGUUUGCAGACCCAUCAUGUGAUGAUGAAACACCAUCAAAAGAUUUAGAAGAUCCUCUGCCUGGCUUCAGUUUCGUUCCAAGCUCCGAAUGGGUCUAUGAAACUCCGCCAAGAAGACCAAGACAUGUGAAUAUUCCUAAAUGUACAAAUAUGCAACCAGCGGUUCUAUACAAACAAAAUGAUGGUGUCAAGAUAUAUGAACUUGAGUCAAGCAGUCUAUACAGUAUGAACUCCGAUAGAAGGCCUCUUGGGGAUAUAAAGAAAACUUUUGUGUUUGAGAAAAAUUCACAGAACAACAUGUUUGAAGAUUUAGCAUCGUUUGACUGCCAUAACAACAGACAUGAUAAAGAUUUCCAUUUUAUAAAACCAUCAAUGCCGCAACGAACCAUAAACAUCAGUCCCCCGCCAAAAAUCACUAAAUGGAGCAGCCACGAUGAAACGGUGGUGCUCUCUGAAUUCGGAACAAAGCAUUGCGAGAGUCAAAUGAUCAUCGACGAUAAUAUCGGUCACGGUGAAGACAUACCAGAUGAUGUCACAAUGAUCGAAGAAAACGGGAAUUAUCGUUUGACAAGUUCCCAAAACGCAGCGCCACCAUUUAAGUUCACUUUUAAUAGUCAGACUAUGUUUGGGGAACAUACUCAACCGCAAGGUUCGUUUGUGUUUAAUAACAACCAUGACAUCGUAUAAGGUUCCAAUAUGUAUUUUUUCAUUUUAGGUUUAUAGAUUGUUUUGUUUUGUUCUUAUUUAUCCUCAUUAUUAAAUAAUGGAUUUGUGUUGUGCAAUAACUUCGUUUCUGUAUAUGAAAUAUUUAAAUAAAUAUAAAACAUGUUAUUUUUUCUUUUCUUCGCCCAGUUAUACUUAAAAUAAUCAAAGGGUCAUUUAGAAGAAGUAAUGAAAAAAUAGCAAUUUAUUUCUAAGAUAAAAAGUUCCUCAAAUAAUAACGAUAAAAGUUGACAUCGUUUAAGGUUCCAAUAUAAAGUAUUUUUUUAUUUUAGGAUUAGAG
Messenger RNA from Acanthoscelides obtectus, 1933 nucleotides. The record is from the annotation of a GenBank genome assembly. Lineage: Eukaryota; Metazoa; Arthropoda; Insecta; Coleoptera; Chrysomelidae.